Molecule: messenger RNA, 762 nt
Organism: Aspergillus fischeri NRRL 181
Lineage: Eukaryota; Fungi; Ascomycota; Eurotiomycetes; Eurotiales; Aspergillaceae
Product: FAM210 family protein
Exons: 2
Coding region: 1-762 (253 amino acids)
Cellular component (GO): mitochondrion
Source: RefSeq, a predicted model, not a curated record
AUGUCUUUGAAAUUCAUAUCCACACCGCGGUGGUUUUCGCACUUCAUCGGUCAAGCCGGCCAUGCGCCCUCAUCGUCUUUUGUCAGAAAGAAUGCCACAUUUUCACAGACACUGUUUACGCCCAAUGUAGUUGCUUCAUUCCCGUCUUGUCGAGCAUUUGCUUCCUCCCCCACUUGGAAGUCCAAUCCACAAUAUCGGAUAUUCUUCCCCCGCCGAUCGGGGUCAACUACUACUUUUACAUACAGCCCCCCCAGCACUCUGCAACGGUCAAUCUUCCGGCGAUUCAACUCAUCGAGGGCAAAUCAAUCGGCACGGCCGGCUGAGUCAGGCUCGCUGUCUCAGCGGCUGAAGAAGCUGUCCAGGGAGUAUGGCUGGGCUGCGCUGGGUGUUUACCUGCUGUUAUCAGCCAUGGAUUUUCCCUUCUGUUUCAUUGCGGUCCGCCAUUUGGGCGCAGAACGAAUAGGCCACUAUGAACAUGUUGUCGUCGAAACAGUCAAAGGCUUAUUCGGAGCAAAGUCUGCACCGGAGGAACAGAGCCAGGAGGUCUCAGCCACCCAGCCUGACCAGCAAACCACAGAAGCUCAGAAGAAGAAUAAUGGCGAUGGACCCAGUUUGUGGACUCAGCUCGCCCUGGCGUAUGCAGUUCACAAGAGUCUCAUCUUCAUUCGCGUACCCCUCACCGCUGCCAUCACCCCCAAAGUCGUCAAGGUCCUAAGAGUAUGGGGGUGGGAUCUCGCGAAGCGGAGGCCAAGGGGCAUGUAA